GAUGCGUUCCCGUUAUUCAAGGAGAUGGACAGUCCUAUUACGAGACUUCUCAUCAAGCGCAGUUUAGAGGGCAAUGGAGUCCACCUGCAAAGCCAAGUAAAAAGCGCCUGUCUGCUAUUAAAUUUGGGGAUGCCAGAAUCAGUGGAUCGAUGAGCGAGCAGAAACACGCCUUCAGAGCCCCAGACAAGAGAACACACAGGACCUAUAACAAGGAACAUGCUGCCUCCCAGAUCCACCGCACGAACCUGCAGCUGGGAGAUGGCUGCACCAGACUCCCCACCUCGACAUCAGAGCUCUUCCCAGUACACAAUCCAGAUGAAAGUUCUGUCUCAACCAUGCAGGCCUUGCUGGUCCCACACGGACAGCAGAAACGACAGCCCUCCAAAGACGUGCUGCAGCAGAUCAAACACUCCCCCCUGGGGCUACCCCGGAGGGCGCAGGAUGUCUUCGGGACUGAGCAGGAAGACGAGUUCACACCCAAGUCCAGAGCCCCAGCAGGGAUGCAAAAGACAAACUCCCAAGUGAGCUGCAUCCCCCAGGGGACCCGGAAAGGAUCCUGUCCCCGGAGGAAGCUGCUGCACGGCCGGGUGCAGCUGGAGCUCCGCGGCACGCUGCGGCUCCGGGCCCUGGAGGUGUACGCUCGCGGGCGCGCCGUCACGCACUGGCUGGAGAGCCACAGCGUGGGGCUCAACAUCGUCUACCGCGACUACACAGCCUACCAGACCUUCCUGUACCGCCGCCGCCAGCUCAUCCCCG
Tauraco erythrolophus (red-crested turaco) is the source of this 756-nucleotide messenger RNA. Lineage: Eukaryota; Metazoa; Chordata; Aves; Musophagiformes; Musophagidae. The record is from RefSeq and is a predicted model, not a curated record.